Copidosoma floridanum is the source of this 1080-nucleotide messenger RNA. RefSeq names its product venom acid phosphatase Acph-1-like. Gene Ontology annotation, biological process: dephosphorylation. Gene Ontology annotation, molecular function: phosphatase activity. Lineage: Eukaryota; Metazoa; Arthropoda; Insecta; Hymenoptera; Encyrtidae. The record is from RefSeq and is a predicted model, not a curated record.
AUGAAAUUCCAGGUAUUCAGACAUGGCGACCGAACACACGACAAAUAUCCUGACGAGUCGUAUCCAACAGAUCCUUACAGAAACAACUCCUUUUACCCGAUUGGAUUUGGUGGUUUGACAAACCAAGGAAAGUGUCGCCUGUACAAUUUCGGAACGUCCUUACGCGAGCGUUACGAUAGAUUUUUGGGCGACGUGUACUUUCCCGCGGACGUCAAAGUAAUCAGUACAGAUAAAAGCCGUACCAAGAUGAGUUUGGAAACGGUUCUCGUCUCCCUUUACCCACCGAAGGGCGAGCAAGUGUGGAAACGGGGCUUCGACUGGCAGCCCAUACCGAUCAAUUAUGCCCCCAAAUCGGAGGAUCCAUUUUUCAUGUACUGGACAUGCCCAAUGUACAAAGCCGAGUUCAAAUGCGCCCGUCAGACACCAAAGUACCGCCAAGAACUAUCGCACUUUGAUGGAUUAAUGAGGAGUUUGACCAACUACACGGGGAGACAUUGCCGCGACACCGAAUUCAUUUACUAUCUGUAUCACACUUUGACAGCUCAAAGUUUCUUGAAUCUCCCGCUUCCCGCAUGGACCAGGCCUUAUUUUCCAAACGGCCCCAUCAUAGAUGCCGCCCUGCUCGAAUACGAUUUCAUGAGUUACAAUACGAGAAUGAAGAGACUGAACGGAGGAAUGUCCCUGCGCAAGGUGUUGGAUGACAUGUCCGUCGUUAUGGACGAAGGAGCGCGUGAAAAACCAAAAGUACACCUGUACAGCGCCCACGAAAAUAACAUCGCUGGUAUCCUGCAGACGCUGAAUUUGUGGAAAAGGGUCAUUCCGGAGUACACGAGUGCCGUUAUCUUUGAACUUUACCAGGAAAAUGUGGAACAUUACAUCAAAGUCGUAUACUUCAAAGGAAUACCCGCGGAGUAUGAAGUGCGACGAUUACCGGGAUGCUCGGAGUAUUGUCCUCUGGAGCGGUUUUUGAGGAUCACGAGAAAUGUGGUACCGAUCAAUGUAACGGAAGAAUGCUUUGGGGAAAGUCACGAGACGUACAAAUUCUCGCAGCCCAUUACACGGCUUCGAUGGGAGGGAUGA